UGCCCACACGAUCCGAGCUCUCCCUCACACGCCUGCUUUGGCGCCAAUCGGUUGAUCGCGGCACUCUAUUCCCGGCAUGAUUCCUCUUUGUGGCACAGUAAAUGUGUCAUUGCUCGUUAGUCUUGGCUGCAUGUGUUUCUUUCCUGUGACUCUUCUUUCAACGCCCUAGUCCAACAGUUGUCGCUGUCACAUUUUGCACGUCGCUCUAUGGGGAACCUGUCGCGCCUGGGAAACCUCACACCAUUCUCUUCUGCAGGCUGCAACUUGAGCUUCACACUCCGAAGCUCGCAAGCUUGUCGAAUGUGAUAGUUAGGUUUAGUGUAUGCGGGCAGAUAGGCAGGCGGACGUUGAAUGGAGUGAGGACAGGGGUUGAAUUCGGAUGAGCGAAGUCGGUGUGGAAUUUUUCGCUGGAACUCAAUAUUCUCUGGAGCUGAACAUUUGCGAGCAUUCGCACGCAGGUUUGGCUUCGUGUGUCAACAGAGGGAAAUGUCGCGACGGGUCUGGGGUCGACCUGUGGGCGUAACCUGAUUUCGCCAGCUCUCGCACCUUGCAGUUUGCUGGCCUAGUCCCUGUUUCGUCGGCAGCGUUGUGUAACAUCGAUUUCCUAGUUGAUUUUCUUUGAAACGGCUCACCGUGACCUGACCACGUAGACUGCCACGGUUGUCUGUGGCUUGGGAAAGGUGUUGGAUCAGGAGUAUUUGCUUCCAGCCAGAAGGCGGUCUUCGGAGCUGGGAUAGUCCGCGGAAGUGAAUUUCAAGGAGGAUUGUGUUUUUUUUUUUUUUUUUUUUUUUUUUUCUUUUUCGGAAUCCUUACCUUGCGAAAAUGAUAUUGUGGGAAGUGCCGUUGGAAAUCAUCACAUGAAUUUCAUUUAUAUAGGCAUUUAGUUCUUCCAUCUCCGCGGACCAAGGGGCAAGCUAUUUGCGGUUGGCGAACUUUUAGUCAGUCCGAAGUGUAUGCCAGGGUCAGUUAUGGCUGGCUUAUUCUUUCAAUGCAAUCCCAAACUACACCGCAGAGGAAAGACCCCUCUGCAGGCCCGAAGCCCCGCAAGGUCAGACGUGGGCGGAGGGUGGAUUCGAGGCUGUCUAUGUGCAUGGCGUGAUUCUGAUACAGCGUCAAUAUACUCCGACGACCGGGAUGACGCAGACCUAGUUCACCUCGACGGUGUGUUCACGUUUAACCUCGACGCUUUGUUGCGGGCCUCGGCGUAUGUCUUGGGCCAAAGCGGAGUGGGGAUUGUGUACAAAGCAGUCAUUGAUAGUGGUAUAAAUGUGGCUGUACGAAGGCUUGGUGAGGGUGGGGAGCAAAAAUGUAAGGAGUUUGAGGAACUAGUACGCACAAUCCACCAUCUGAAGCAUCCACACGUCGUGCGUCUGCAUUCAUAUUACUGGGCUCCAACUGAGAAAUUGCUGAUCUAUGACUUUCUUCCGAAUGGCAGCUUGGAUACCGCUCUUCAUGGAAGUGCGGAGGGACUACUGACAUGGGAAAGACGACUUCGCAUAUGUAAGGGGGCAUCUCUUGGGAUUGCAUAUAUUCAUGAUUGUAGCCCUCGUAAGCACGUGCAUGGUGGUAUUAAGCCGAGUAACAUUCUCAUAGACAGCAAUUGGGACGCUCGCAUUGCUGACUUCGGAUUACAGCGUUUGUUAAGUCUUGUGGGAGAUGCCCCUCGCAAGGAAGUUCAAAUUAAAAAAGUUGAUUCCCAGAGAGGUUCUACAGUGUCGCCUUCUCCAAUACUUUCUCCUGGUGAGUUGGGACGUGAGCUGGGAAGAAGAAUCUCGAGAAGAAAAUCAUCUAGUCAAAGUGCAGAAAUGGUGGCACCGCACUUGCUGGGGCUGUACCAAGCACCAGAGACGGCAACUGCGAAAAAACCAAGCCAGAAGAGUGAUGUAUAUUCCUUUGGAGUUGUACUGCUUGAAAUACUAACUGGAAGGUCAGCCUUCGCCCAACUGGCUUCAGGCGAACUAGAUCUUGUCACGUGGACUAAGCUGGCACUUCAGGAGAAGAGACCUUUUACCGAAAUUUUUGAUCCUUACUUGGUGAAAGGCAACGUGGACAAGUGCGAGUUGAUCGAAACUCUUCAGGUGUCUUUGAGCUGCACAGCAAUGAACCCUGACUUACGGCCCAAGAUGAGGCACGUCGCAAAUUUCUUCAUGCAUCUUUGAGUAUCCUCAUACAAUUGGUCUUUCAUCAUCCUUACCAAGUUAACAACGAUCUCAAGAGGAGAUGACCUCAAUGAGCCUUCUGAUAUUUGCUAUUGCGUUGGAUUAAACGCCAAAUCAUUCGAGAGAUGGAAAAGCUGGUGGAGUUUUCCUUUUGGGGCACUCUUUGUUCAAGAGAAUGAAGUGCGACGAUUUACAACUUGGUGGCGAACCGCGGAGGACAGGGAUGAUAUAUUCAUCGUCAUGAGCUGCUACUAAGCAUCGCUUCUUAAGUACUGAGGGAUUCGUCUUGUACCGUAUGUAAGAAAGUCUGCCUCUCUCUCUGAAACUCCUUGCACAUUGUGCAACCUUGUUAUUUAUACAGCAAAAGAGUCAGUUGCUCGAGGGUGUGAAUUAGUUCUUAACGAGUAUCAGCAGUACAUUGUGCAUAAUACCGAACAGAUGGGUGCAAAGCUUCUAUUGAAGCUACAGCACAAUCCGAAGCUGUUGUGUUGAAUGUAAUAUGCACCUGAUAACUCAGCAGUCAUUGUACGACUCUUAGGUAGUUUUUCGUAUUACUUGUAUCAUGCAUUAUCAUUAAUUUUUUUCUUUUUCUGUGCUA
Messenger RNA from Physcomitrium patens, 2757 nucleotides. Its product is annotated as receptor protein kinase-like protein ZAR1. Lineage: Eukaryota; Viridiplantae; Streptophyta; Bryopsida; Funariales; Funariaceae. The record is from RefSeq and is a predicted model, not a curated record. Gene Ontology annotation, biological process: protein phosphorylation. Gene Ontology annotation, molecular function: protein kinase activity; ATP binding.